Clupea harengus (Atlantic herring) is the source of this 1008-nucleotide messenger RNA. It is a transcript of the gene rab5if, whose product is annotated as RAB5 interacting factor. The record is from RefSeq and is a predicted model, not a curated record. Gene Ontology annotation, biological process: mitochondrial respirasome assembly. Lineage: Eukaryota; Metazoa; Chordata; Actinopteri; Clupeiformes; Clupeidae.
AAAUGGACUCUGCGCAUGCCUGAACAGUGCGGCUUGGAGAUCUUCGACAGCAAUCUGAAGAGUCAGCAGUGCAUUUAUUCCGAGUUUUGCCGCUUCUCAGUAGAAUCGGAGAUAUCUCGCACAAUUUCUAAAAUUGUGUUGCUCUGUUCAAGGAUUCAGCGAUACCCAGUGGCAGUUCCAGAGAAUGACGAACAGCUCAAAAAAGAAAGAAGAAGUUCAUCUCGCCAACGGUGGAGUGAAGCAGUCCACAUGGAGCAAAGCCUUCAAUUGUAACGCUAUAUGGGAAGAGAAGGAUGAGUUCUUGGAUGUGAUCUACUGGAUCAGGCAAAUCAUUGCAAUUAUUCUCGGAGUAAUAUGGGGUAUUGCACCGCUGAAAGGAUUUCUGGGAUUAGCAAUAUUCUGCAUCAUCAAUGCAGGUGUCCUGUACCUUUACUUCAGCAGCUUCCAGCAGGUAGACGAAGAGGAGUAUGGCGGCACAUGGGAGCUGACCAAAGAAGGAUUUAUGACAUCAUUUGCAUUAUUCCUGGUGGUAUGGAUUAUCUUUUACACGGCAUUACACUAUGACUGAUGACCUCUGGAAAAAACAGUGUGUGGUAGAGCAAGACAAAAGACAUUUUCUUCAAUGUAAAAUGUAAGAAUAUGCAGAACUUUCAGCUUCAAGGUGUGGAUUCGUCACCUGCAGCACAUAGGAUCCUUGAGAAAGAAGUGCAUUGUGGGUACCUUCAGUAAAAUGGCCAUCUUAGAGUCCUUGGUCAUUGUGUCUGAAUUUUAAGCUAAAACUGUCCUGUGCACUGCCAUGAUUUGUGAUUUUUUUUUUUUCAGCGAAUGACACUAUUGUAGUUAGCAGGAGAAUAUAACUUAAUUUAACUUUAUUUAGUUUUUCACGAUUAGCUUCCAAAUCAAAUAGUCUUACCAGACCGGUCUCGAUAAGUCUGUUUAAACAGUGUAUAAAUUCUGUAAAAUAUGCAUUUUAUCAUAUCCUCAAUGUAUUAAACUGAUUUAUUUGUA